Messenger RNA from Spodoptera exigua (beet armyworm), 510 nucleotides. The record is from the annotation of a GenBank genome assembly. Lineage: Eukaryota; Metazoa; Arthropoda; Insecta; Lepidoptera; Noctuidae.
AUGCUCUGGGCCGAGGUCGCGGUGCCUCAUUGCGGUUACCCCGCAACCCCGGCUGAACAUCAGCAAUAUAGGGCCCCGUCUGUGGCGGUCUAUUGGCUCUUUGAGGCACGUUUAGGCCAAGGCUGCGCAUCAUUCCCAAUCACAAGGCGCAUUGGACAUCCAUACCAGAAUCGGACGCCACCUAAACGCAAGAAGCCUAGAACAUCUUUUACUCGAUUACAAAUAGCGGAAUUGGAGAAAAGGUUCCACAAACAGAAGUAUCUGGCAUCGGCUGAGAGAGCCUCUUUAGCGAAGACUUUGAAGAUGACUGAUGCCCAAGUAAAGACCUGGUUCCAGAAUCGCAGGACUAAAUGGAGGAGUAAAGCUAAGGUUAUUUCCUCAAACUAUUUACACAUUCUAAAGGUCGAUGGUCAUUUCCCUGAAAUCGUGUUCGACUAUCGACAAAUCGAAUUGGAAUCGUUGCACGAUCUAACACGUAAUGUUACCCACGAUCCAACAUGGCUGCCCUAG